AUGUCUCCUAGAGAGGAGCUUGCAUAUGUGACCUGUACUUACCGAGAAACAUGCACCAACCAACCUGACUUCUUGGCCACUGUUGAUCUCAACCCCAGAUCUCCGUAUUACUGCCAGGUGAUCCACCGCCUGCCCAUGCCAAACCUCAAAGACGAGCUGCAUUCCUCAGGGUGGGGCGCCGGCUGCGUCUGCUUUGACAAUAUCACAACAAAAAGGAACAAGCUGAUUCUCCCCUGUUUGAUUUCUUCCCGUAUUUACGUGGUGGAUGUGGGUUCACAGUGCCGGGCUCCCAAGCUCUGUAAGAUGAUUGAGCCAGUGGAUGUCUUCUGGAAGUGCAACAAGGGAUACCUUAGUAUAGUUCAUAGCCUGCCUAAUGGUGAUAUACUGAUUGCCAACAUGGGAGAUCCAGCUGGCAAUGGAAAAGGAGGAUUUAUUGUGCUGGAUGGAGAGACCUUUGAGUUGAAAGGUAACUGGGAAAACGAGUGCGAGGCCCCCCCAACUGGCUAUGACUUCUGGUACCAGCCCCGCCACAACGUUCUCAUCAGCUCUGCUGGACUGGUUCCAAAACGUGCGGGGCGUGGAUUUAAUCCUGAUGAUUUGAAGAAAGGGGUCUUUGGGCGCCGCCUGAACGUGUGGAACUUGUCCUGCCGCACCCUGACCCAGUGCUUUGACCUGGGGGAGGACUCGUUGCCCUUGAGCGUUAAGUUCCUCCACAACCCCGAUGCUGCUGAGGGCUAUGUCAGCUGUGCCCUGAGUGGCAUCAUCUACCGCUUCUACAAGGCUUGUUGUGAGGCAAAUACCUGGUCAGUAGAGGAGGCGAUUCAGAUACCAGCCAAGGAGGUGUCGGGAUGGAUUCUCUGCAAGAUGCCAGCCUUCACAGCCGACAUGGUCAUCUCCUUGGAUGACAAAUACCUGUAUCUCAGCAACUGGCUGCACGGAGACAUCCGCCAGUAUGACAUCUCCAAAACCUGCAAGCCCAGGCUGGUGGGACAGGUGUUUGUAGGAGGCAGCAUCCUCAGAGGAGGGCCCGUGACUGUGUGUAGAGAUGAAGAGCUGAAGUGCCAGCCGGAGCCCUUGGUGAUCAAGUGCAAGAGGGUGUACGGUGGCCCUUGUAAGAUGCAGCUCAGCUUGGAUGGCAAGAGGCUGUACGUCACCAACUCCUUCUACAGCACGUGGGACAAGCAGUUCUACCCGAACGUGGUCAGGGAAGGCUCUGUCAUGCUGCAGAUUGAUGUGGACACUGAGAAAGGAGGCCUGACGGUGAACAAGAACUUCCUGGUGGAUUUCGGAAAGGAACCCAAUGGGCCUUGCCUUGCCCGUUCUAUCCGCUUCCCUUGUGGAGAUUCCACCUCCGACAUCUUGGCCUAGACGCCAUCGCCUAGCCUCCCUUCUCGCUGAUCUGAGUUGCUGUUCUUCAUCCAGGUGAUUCCUGGACAGUUUUUCUUUGGUGCAAGAGCAUUUGAGGCUUGCUUGUGGCAUGCUUGGGUCAGUAUUGUAUUACAGCCAAAGGAGUGAGUAGUGCUUUAAUCUGAAAAGAGGUGCCUGUUUCCUGA
Anas platyrhynchos (mallard) is the source of this 1553-nucleotide messenger RNA. The record is from RefSeq and is a predicted model, not a curated record. Lineage: Eukaryota; Metazoa; Chordata; Aves; Anseriformes; Anatidae.